AUGGCAUCAGCCAAUUAUCUCCGCACACUGCGCCCUUCCCUCCUCCCCUCUCCUCUCCUCCGCUCGCGUGCCCACAUCCCAGCUCCGCCGCGGUCCCCUGUCCUCUCCAGCCGCCAUGUUCAUCCGGGUCGAUACCAGCCCUUCGUCCCGCCCUCACCGGUCUCCUUAGGCAAGCCCACCCCAGCGAAAACCUACACACGCACGCGCAAAUGGCUGCGGCGCAUCGUCUAUUUGUCAUUGACUACGGGGGCGAUCUACAUCAUCGACAACCAAUUCUACGCCGCCGCCCUCACCCGCACAGCGCGCACCUUCAGCCUAGGUCUCAUCGUGGCACUGGACUACAAGAUCAAUUUCCGACCCAACCCACCGCUCGCCAGCUCCAUUGCCGCCGUGCACAAGCGCAAUGCAGAGCGUCUGUCUGACCUGCUGCGGCACAAUGGCGGCCUGUAUCUGAAGAUCGGCCAGGCGAUCGCCAUGCAGUCCGCCAUUCUGCCGCCCGAGUUCCAGAAGAUGUUUGCGCGCAUGUUUGACGAUGCGCCUCAGAACGACUGGAAGGAGGUUGAGAAGGUCAUCCGUGAGGACUUUGGCCGCUCUGCCGAGGAUGUCUUUGGGGUUUCGUUUACCGGAGAGCCUGGGAAGGGUGUCAUGGAGCGGACGGCCCGCGCCAGUGCCAGUGUUGCUCAGGUGCAUUGGGCCCGUCUUGCUGACGGGCGGGAGGUAGCUAUCAAAAUCCAGAAACGGGAGAUCGGCAAGCAGAUCAAGUGGGAUUUGUGGGCAUUCAAGGUUGUGACGUGGAUCUACAGCCGGAUGUUUGAUAUCCCUUUCUACAGCCUGGUCCCUUAUGUCACCGAGCGACUAUCGCUCGAGACGGACUUUGUCAAUGAAGCUGACAACUCUGAGAACAUGGCUCGGCUGGUGGCGGGCGAGCCCCGCCUCCGCGACCGGGUGUAUAUCCCAAAGGUCUACCGCGAGCUCAGCUCGAAGCGGGUGAUGACCGCCGAAUGGAUUGAGGGUGUGCGCCUCUGGGACAAGAAGUCGAUCACGCAACCCUGGCGCGGAGGCUGGCGUCAAGGCACGCCAGGCUGUCACGGCACGCCUCUCGACCCGCCCAACACGCAAGAAACCAUCAACCCCAGCGCCGCCCAGCUCAAACCCGAGCGCAGCCACUGGCGCGGUGGCUACAGCAACAGCGGCCUGGGGCUCUCCCUCAAACAAGUCAUGACCACGAUGGUCGACCUCUUCUCGGCGCAGAUGUUCCUCUGGGGCUACGUGCACUGCGACCCGCACCCGGGCAACAUCUUCAUCCGGCGCACGCCUUCCGGUAAUCCGGAGCUCGUGCUCAUCGACCACGGCCUGUACAUCCACAUGGACCCGGAGUUCCGGCACCAGUACGCCCGCUUCUGGAAAGCGCUCCUCACCUUCGACAACGCGGCCUUAUCCAGCAUCGUCUCCUCGUGGGGGGUGCAGAACACUGACCUCUUCGCGUCCGCGACGCUCAUGCGGCCCUACAAGGGCGGCGACCUCUCCACCCACCGCUCCGUCUCCCGCACCCUGUCAACCGACACCAACAACGACCCCGCGACCCUGCACUACGAGAUGCAGCAGUCCGCCCGCCGCGCCAUCCGCCAGAUUCUGGGAGAUGAGGAGAAAUGGCCGCGCCCGCUGAUCUUCAUCGGCCGUAACCUGCGCAUUGUCCAGGCCAACAACCAGUUCCUGGGCAGCCCCGUCAACCGCGUCAAGAUCACCGGCACGUGGGCCUCGCGCGCCCUCGCCGAGGAUCUGCCCGAAGGCGUGGUCGCCCGCGUGCGCGGCGCCUGGGGCCACCUCGUGUUCCGGGUCGUCUUGUUCGGCACGGAUCUGUUCUUCUGGUUCACCAAGGUGCGUCAGUUCCUGCGACUGGGCGGCGGCAUGGAGGAUGAGAUCGAGUUGCAGAUGCGCGGUGUGGCUAAGGAUAUGGGCGUGGAAUUGGGGAGUAAUAUUUUUGAGGGCUAG
This is a messenger RNA of Aspergillus homomorphus CBS 101889, 1992 nucleotides long. RefSeq names its product ABC1 kinase family protein. The coding region runs from base 1 to 1992 and encodes 663 amino acids. The transcript has 2 exons. Lineage: Eukaryota; Fungi; Ascomycota; Eurotiomycetes; Eurotiales; Aspergillaceae. The record is from RefSeq and is a predicted model, not a curated record.